AUGGACGUAAAUAACCAUGAAGAUGAAACUCAAGUCGAUAAAUUAAAUAAGAAUUGUUCUUGUUGCGAUAAACCGUUUGAAGAGUUUUUAUGGUGUAAAGAAUGUGACCCUUGUAGAGCAUUUACAUUUAAAAAUUUGACAAAACCUAUUAAUUCGUCUCUUAUCACCUCAUACCUUGAAAAGGAUGAGAAUAAUGAAG
Molecule: messenger RNA, 199 nt
Organism: Funneliformis mosseae
Lineage: Eukaryota; Fungi; Glomeromycota; Glomeromycetes; Glomerales; Glomeraceae
Source: the annotation of a GenBank genome assembly